CUCUUUCCUGAGGCCUAAGGCGGCGAAGCUUGGAAAAGGGGCCUUCAAAGAAAGGAAGGAAGGGAGGGAGGAAAGGAGGAGGACAAGGCAGAGGAGUUGCGGCAAGGCCGGCGGCAAUGUCCGUAAGGGACAGCCAGGGGCGCGCGGUGGCGUUGCUGAGGGCCCUGACCACGACCGCUGCCUCGGGGCCGCGGGGCCUACACCGAGUGCCUUCCCCGGCGGCGCCUCCUCUCCCCCUUCGCGGCUGGCCUUGGUUGCUGCGGGGCUGGGCCCGAGACUGAGCCGCCCUCGCCUGGGCCGAAGCCCCCGCUGCCUGAGCAUGGGAAUCCUCUUCACCCGCAUAUGGAGGCUGUUUAACCACCAGGAGCACAAAGUGAUCAUUGUUGGCCUUGAUAAUGCAGGAAAAACAACCAUUCUUUAUCAAUUUUCUAUGAAUGAAGUAGUUCAUACCUCCCCAACUAUAGGAAGCAACGUAGAGGAAAUUGUAGUAAAUAACACACGUUUUCUUAUGUGGGAUAUUGGAGGCCAAGAAUCUCUUCGAUCUUCAUGGAAUACAUAUUAUACAAACACAGAAUUUGUGAUAGUUGUUGUGGAUAGCACAGACAGAGAGAGAAUUUCUGUAACUAAAGAAGAACUUUAUAAAAUGUUAGCACAUGAGGACUUGAAGAAAGCGGGUUUGCUCAUUUUUGCUAACAAGCAGGAUGUUAAAGACUGCAUGACUGUAGCUGAAAUUUCUCAAUUUCUGAAGCUAACUUCAGUUAAAGAUCACCAGUGGCACAUCCAAGCAUGCUGUGCUCUUACUGGAGAAGGAUUGUGCCAAGGUCUAGAAUGGAUGAUGUCAAGACUUAAGAUCAGAUGAUUCUUACUCUGCACAGACAUUGCACAAAAGUGCUGGAUGUUUCCUCAUCUUGACAGCUGUGAAUCAAUGGCCUACGUGUAUUUAUAAAACCGAAACUGAAGCUUACUUCUUUUGCUACUUUUAACACACUAAAGCUUCCUCCUUUGGAGACAAAAUGGUUAGAAGUUUGAACUUGGCUUCCCAACGCUUCCUUUGAGGUGGAGUUUACAUGCUUCGACUGACCUUAAUUUUAAAGUGGAAUUAUUUCAGACUAUUUAAUAAAUAAUGAGAGAUGAAAAACAAACAAAGAAAGGGGAGGGAUUUUAACUUUUGCAUUUUAUUAUUCCAAUCUAACUCCAGUUGAAAAUGUUGACUUUAUUAUUUCAGUAGAUCAGAAAAGAAAAAUCAGUGGCACAGGUAUUGACUUUCCAGUAUUGAAACUUUGAUGUGAUUCAGAAAUGCAAAAAUGUUCCUGUAUGUGUUCUGUACAUUUUGUAUAUUUAUACCUCAUGCUAAUGUUCAUUAACAUCUGUACAGAGAGACAGUAAAUAUCACUAACUUUGCCAGCACUCUAGAGAUCCACAAACAGGGAUACUGCAGAAUGUGGGUUCCUCUCCUGUUUUGCUCCUUUUACUUUACCUGUUGAAUGUGCUUUGUAUCGUCUGUCCAAUAACAGAAUAUCAUUCCCCUUGCGGCCCAACAUUUGUCCCCAAUUUGUUGGUGUUUUGUGUAACUUGGCAGCAAACUGUUUGGAAAUGUUAGGAAGCAGAGUAAUUCUACAGAAUUCGGCUGAGAUAUCUCUUUCCUAUUUUUCUCUAGUUUUCUAGACUAUUCUCAUGCCAACAGUGAUGGUAAAAUUGUUGAAGAUUGUUUCUGUUUUCUGUCUGCAACUAAAAAGUAACUACAAAAAGACACAAGAGAGGAUGGUGUGUUGACGGGUUUUACAUGGCACAAAGUUGACAUAUAACUGUACCGAACCAGAAAAUAAAAGAAUAUGAGUCAAGUGGGGAGCAUAUUGAAAGUUAACAUUUAAAUUGUGUCUGUUGAGAAAUAAACUUCUAAAACAUGGCAAGCAAAAAACAAACCAACAAAAAACUCUCUUCCCGUUUGUUUAUACCCAGAUCUUCCCAUUUUAACAGUAUGCUAAAAUGUAACUUUAUGAAGAUCAAAAGUCCUCCACUCAUAUCCUACAGACGCAGACUAAUUAGAAACUAGGAUUUAUAUUCAUGAUCAGUUAAAACUAUCAGAAUUGUGGGAUCCACACCAAACUAGUUUGAUUCAGCUCUCACUUAAAUCAAUGUGGUUUUGAAUUGUGAAUCAAAUCCAUUUAUUUCUUGUCAGACUGCAAAAUUUAAAUAACUCAAUUAGUAACAGAUAAUUGUGGCAAACCACUUUUAAAACUUUGUUGUGUCCCCAAAACAGUGAAGUCUGAACCCACUUGAUGCUGUUUAUGUAUUUGUUCUUUGAGUUGUUCCAAGGAUGCUUCCAUCCACAUCAAAGUGCCCUGACUAUUAAAUAAAUUAAUGUUUUUUUCAUUACCUUUGUGUAGCAGAAGUGGGCAAUAAUUUGAAAAGUUGCUUUAAUAUAUUGCAGUACUGCUUAUGUUAAAAGGGUAUGAUUCUUUGGAAAAUAAUACUAUUACCGUGUCUGAACUCUGCCUAUCACUCAUCUUUUUUGAUAUUUAGAAGUUAGUCUAUAAUUUGCACCCAGUAAACUGGAAAAACUAAGUAACUCAGUUUAAUCAAGAUCAUUAAUUAAAGCUUGCACUUAAGUUAAAAAACACAUGGUGGUGAUUGGAUCAAAAUGCUUGAAAAUAGAAUGCAUUUGACAGUUGUUAACUCUUGGAAACUGAUGGAGUGGUAUCACCAUAGAGUGACUAGUGUCUACUUCAUUCCCUAUUUUUAAGAAGUAACUUAUUAAAUAUGUGCACCGUUGUCAGUGGUACCAAUAAACUGGUGGAUCAAUGUCUGAUAAAAUAAGUUUAUAGGCUGGAAUACAAAGAAAUAGUUCAAUGUGAAAGGCAUAUCUAGCCCAGACAAAAUUUGUAUUUACGUAUCUGUGAACAGUUUACCUCUUUCCCAAUGUAAUAUCUAAACUCGUUUUGAAACUCCUCUUAAUCUCAUCAGUCUGCCUUGGUUCAAAGAUGACUGCUGGUGGAAGGGGAAAAAAUCAAAUCUAAAAUUCCUUAGACCUGGCUGUGUGGUUGUGUGGAUCCUGGAUAAGAUCUUUCUUUUAUGGAUGUAAUCAAAUAAAUGCUUUCUUGAACAUAUAUUGAAAAUUUGUGGUUUUUGCCAGAACAAAAUAAAAAUAUGCAAGAUGUAACAAAUAUGCAUAUACUUUUGCAAUGUAUCAAUAUUUCCAAACUUAUGCCAUGUUUUCACAAAUCCAAUAUCUUUAUGUGUGUAAUGGCAGGAAUCGUGAGCAUGAUUUGCUCUGUAAAAAAUCAACUGAUUUUCAUAUUAUUAAGAUAAACAUGUGGUCCUCCUGAUUUUCUUAUUACAACUCCCUUCACACUUAGAUGAAAGUAGAGGGCUAUCGUUGCCAGCCGUGUCAUGCUUGCACCUCUUUCCAGUUGAUGGGCAAACGUGUUAAAAGAUAAUGUGAGGAGAGGGAUGAGAGCAAUAUAAGCCAUCAGAGAGAAGGUUGAUUUUCUAUUUCAGAAGCUUCCAAGAAACAAAACAUUUAAAAAUACAAAGGCAAUGGCUAUAGAUUCCCUGACUGACUCAACACUGACAACAGGAAAGGUAUUUUUAUACACAUUUAUGUACUUCCAAUUAAAAUGAGGCAACAAUGACACGCAGUUCUUGCUUAUCAGGGAUUUAGAGGGAAACUUAACAAGAUCCUUCCUUUACUCACUCCUAAUUUAUGGUAAGGUUACUGAUCAACUAUUUGGAGUUGUUGUGUAUAUCUUUUUGUCCCAAGCAGCCUUUGUUCAGAAAAACUGUUACGUGCAUUAAUUUUAAAUGGCCUUGUUACUGCCCUUCCUCUGAAGUCUAGCUGGAGGGCUUUAGGUGUCGCUCUAGCACUGUGGGCAAAGCUUUCUUCGUAAAACUAGUACCUAUAGAAUAAAUACUAAUGGAUGAAGAACAGCUGAACUACACACACUCAGAUGCAAGAAAAAUGUGCUACUAUCUCUGUUGGUUGUGUGUAAUACGAAUAAGUGUAAGUGAUAUAUACUUCUUUGUGCUUUGUUCUGCUUAGUGAAAGGGUAGUGUGCUCCAACUUUCUGGGGGUCAUGUCAUCGAGGAGAACCACGGGUAAUAAUGAGAAUAUUUACAGUUCCAACACAUCUUUGGAAUGUACCUUGGUUCACGUGAAUGAUAGGGCCCUAAAACUAGUUUGGAGAAUAUUGGGAAAUUGAAAGUGAGCAGUUUUGAAAUGUUGGCUGGUAGGGGAACUGACUUAAGUGUUAAAUUUUUUUUACUUGCCCUUUCUGCUCUCUUGCUUUUGUGCCUAUGUAAUGCUUACUCAGUCUGUACAUUUGUAAAUAAACAGAUUAUUACAAAGAG
Anolis sagrei ordinatus is the source of this 4347-nucleotide messenger RNA. RefSeq names its product ADP ribosylation factor like GTPase 5A (gene ARL5A). NCBI's taxonomy places the organism in Eukaryota, Metazoa, Chordata, Lepidosauria, Squamata, Anolidae. Gene Ontology annotation, molecular function: GTPase activity; GTP binding. The record is from RefSeq and is a predicted model, not a curated record. Gene Ontology annotation, cellular component: cytoplasm; trans-Golgi network. Gene Ontology annotation, biological process: protein localization to Golgi membrane; intracellular protein transport; vesicle-mediated transport.